ACUAACCUCAGGCUUCAUUUCCCAUCAAAACGUGGCGGCAACACCAAAUCAACUCUCUCUCUCUCUCUCUCUCUCUCUCACACACACACAUCACUUUCUUCGUCUUCAACACCACUUCCUGCCAAUUCCCCUCUCUUAUCUACACUCUUGACCCCGUCUUUAACCUAAACCCCAUAAUCACUUGGUAAAAACCAAAUCCCGAUCCAAUUCCUUCUUCCCCUCCCAAAUCACCUCUAUGAACCCUAGUUUCUGUUCCUUCUGUAAAAGCCCUAAUUAAUUUUACAGUUGCUUUUCGCUUCCGAUUCAACCUGAAUUUCCCGCACCCAAAAUCCAUAAUUUCUAGCCUUGGUAAGAACUCCUAAAAAUUCGUUAUUUCAGAGCUCAUAAAGACGAGGUUCGGAUUAACAACUUUCACUGUUUCUAGGGUUUCCAAGGUAAGAACUCCCGUUCGCUUAUUCUUUAUCAGGAUCGUGACCUAGAUUUUUGAAUUCUGUUUGGGCCUAGAUACGGUGGAUUUUGAUGUUCUUGCUGUCGAUUUAGGUCUGGAUUGAUUCGUUCAUUUUGAUGAUUUGAGGCCUUCGUGUCCAUGGUUUCUCACUUCGGUUGAUUCAGUGUGUACAUGUAGCUUUAUAUAAGCAUAUAACUGUGAGUAUUUGAAUGUGUUUUGAUGAGUAAAGAGAAAUAUCUUCAAGCAAGGCCGUAUUGGACCCAUCCCUCCAUAAGUAUCUGUCGAAAAGUUGAAUACGAGACGUUAUGGUUUACGAUUAGGAUAGGCUAGUGAUUCAACAUUAAAACCUUUGGGUUAUUGAACUUUCGGGCUAUCCUGUUGGAGAUACAAGUACCAACUGCCAAGAAAUGAUGGCAGAGAGAUCAUUUGAAGCAUGGGAAGAGGUGCAAAGACAUCUUGCACACGGGCAAGAUUUGGCGGAUAGGCUUGCGCAGGGAUUCACGGGGUUAAUUCAGUCUACUCAUCAGAUAACUCCUCCAUCGUUCCCGUGGCCGAAUAACCCUCCACAAACGAAGCUAUUUGAAGUUGUUGAGUUCCCAACCCGGAAUUUCAGUAAGAGGGAUUUUGGGAUUGUGACCGAUAAUCACGGGAUUAACGGGGUUUCGGCAAUUUUUGAUAUUGGGAACAGGCUAGGGCAGGUUGGGGCGGAGUUUGGGGCUGGUGUCAAUGGUGUGGUUCAGCAAGUUUUCGGAAGCUUGCCGAUAGUGUUUCGGCAAGAUGAAAAUGCUGUGGUAGCAGUACGGAGGGAGCUCAAUAGCCAACAAAGCGAUGGAGCUACAGGUAUUCAGAAGGAUUUGAGAAUGUCUGCAGAGCGGUCUAGGGAUUCUGGUUUUGUGGAGAAUGAUAAGGUUCCUGAUAGGUCAAUGGAUGAGGAAACGGGGGGAUCCAAUUCAAAGACGUCUGAACUUCUCGACAGAUCACAGAGGACAUUUAAUGUGGCAGCUAUAUAUGAUAGUAGGAAAAAAAAUCUGGAAGGUUCUUUUGUUGCAAAGGAAGACUUGUGGAGAGUAGAGGCAUCAGCAACUGCAUCACACGGCAGCUCUACGUCAGCGAAUGAGAAUUCCUCCCUCCUCCUUAUCCAGCUUGGACCAGUACUUUUUGUUCGCGAUUCAACACUUCUUCUUCCAGUUCACCUUUCAAAGCAACACUUGCUUUGGUACGGUUAUGAUAGAAAGAAUGGGAUGCAUUCUCUUUGUCCAGCUGUGUGGUCUAAGCAUAGAAGAUGGUCGCUGAUGUCAAUGAUCUGUCUCAAUCCUUUGUCAUGUUCAUUCAUGGAUUUGCAGUAUCCAAAUGGUCAGUUCACCUAUGUAUCUGGUGAGGGCUUAUCCACUAGUGCAUUCUUACCUUUUUGCGGUGGCCUGCUUCAAGCUCAAGGUCAAUAUCCAGGAGAGAUGAAGUUCAGUUUCUCCUGCAAGAAUAAAUGGGGAACACGCAUUACGCCAAUGGUGCAGUGGCCAGACAAAUCAUUUACAUUGGGUGUUGCACAGGCUUUAGCUUGGAAGGCAUCCGGUCUAAUGGUGAGACCAACUAUCCAAUUCAGUGCAUGCCCAACAUUUGGUGGAAGCAAUCCUGGCAUGCGGACAGAACUGAUUCAUUCUGUGAACGAGGAGCUGAGUCUGAUAUGUGGUUGUGCUUUUACGUCACAUCCUUCUGCUUUUGCAUCGGUAUCGCUAGGCAGGUCCAAGUGGAAUGGGAAUGUUGGCAACUAUGGUAUAGUCGUGAGAGCUGAAACUCCUCUCAGCAACUUUGGCAGGCCUUCCUUCACAGUGCAGUUAAAUGGUGGUACCUAGUUUUGAUUGUACCACACAUGUACUGUGCAGCUUUUAGUGUAUAUAUUUGCCUUGGGCUAAAAUAGUUGAUAUGAGUGUCCAACCACUGUCCAUACAAAUGCUAAUGGUUUACGAUGGUUUACUGUAAAUUGUUUGUAUGCUCUGGAAUUUUGGAGGUAAUUUGUUGAUUUUGUGCGAGAUAUGCGGCCUGCGUCUAACAGAAUUACUUCAUGUAAAAGUCAAUUUCGGCUUGAAAGGAUUGAAGUUGCCUUGUCUCCUUCCUUCUUUGACUCAAAUUGUAGGGAAGUUUAGGUUUUUGGAUCUGAUAUAAAAUUGAUCUAGUAAGUCUUUGUUUU
Messenger RNA from Rhododendron vialii, 2633 nucleotides. RefSeq lists its product as uncharacterized. The transcript has 7 exons. Bases 856 to 2298 code for a protein of 480 amino acids. The record is from RefSeq and is a predicted model, not a curated record. Lineage: Eukaryota; Viridiplantae; Streptophyta; Magnoliopsida; Ericales; Ericaceae.